AUGAUGACGGAUACAGCUGUGCAACAGCAAACAGAUCCUAAUGGUCAAACAUUAGUAACAGAAUCUGAACGAGAAGCUUUAGUUCAAAGAUUAACUACAAAAUGGACCAUUGAUUUGUCAAAACGAGUUGAAGGUCUUGCAUAUGAAAAAUCACGUGGUGUUAAAGCUGUUUAUUAUAAAUUUGUUCAAAAUUAUUAUCAACAAGUUCAAAAUGCAUAUCAAAAUCGUGCUCAACAACAACAACAACAAUUGCAACAACAACAACAACAACAAUUACAACAACAACAAUUACAACAACAAUCACAGCAACAGCAAACAUUGCAAUCAUUAAAUAAUAAUCCACAAUAUCUAAAUCAACAAUUGAAUCUUCCUCAACAAGCAUCAGUACCUAUGCUUAAUCAAUCACAACAUCCAUUAAAUACUAUUCUUAAUCAACAAAUUCGUUUUUCUUCGCCACAACAAUCCUUACAACCUCGCAUGACAAAUCCGCAAACAGGUGUUAUUAAUACACAAUCAGGUGUUCUCAAUCAAGUUGUACGAUUACGUGAACCACAAAAAUCCAAUCAAUCAUCUCUUAACACAAUUCAAUUUACAUCACCAUCAUCAUCAUCGUCAUCACCACUUAAUUCAGCUGCAGCAUCAUCAACAGUCCAAAAAAUUGAUUUAUCCCAAAGUUAUACAGCUCAGCAACAAAUAAAUAAUAUAAAUCUAAGUGAUUAUUUAUCUCAAUCACCACUAGUUCAAAGUCGAUAUCCAACUCAACAAACAAUAAAUUCACGACUACGUACAGCAACGAAUUCUAAUGGAAAUUUGCCACAAAUAUCAACAUCAAAUAAUUCAAAUGAUAUUUUACAUCAAUUUGUUGUUGGAAAUCCAUCAGCAAAUUCAAUGGCGUCAUCAUCAUCAUCAUCAUCAUCAAUAUCAUCAUUAUCAAUGGUAACACCAGUAACGAAUACAUCUUCAACCGGUGAUCGAUUAUUACAACAAAUCCUUUCGUCUAAUACUGAUGGACCAUCGAAUAAAAUGCCUAUACAAAAUCGACAACCAUCUUUAUCACAAUCAACAUCAACGAUUAUCCCACAACCAAUUCGUUCAGUCAAUACUACGAACAGUAAUAUGACAAACAGUGUAAAUUCUCUUCGAUCAUCAUUAAUAUCUCAACAACCAUCACCUUCACCAUCAGUUACAAUAAUGUCAACAACACCACAAGCUCAAAUUUCUAAUGUUCAAAUUCAACCAUCCAGUAAUGUUACUGUUCAACAAAGUCCUUUAAAUAAUAGCAAUGGUCCAUUUUCGGCAAAUACACAAAUAAUACCACAACCACCAUCAAUAACAAUGAAUAAUUCGACACCAUCAUUUAAUAAUUAUUCAUCACCAAUGAGUCGUUCAUUACCAUUAACAGGAAGUGGUAGUAUUUCAAGUCCAGACGAAGAAAUCAUCAAUUUAAUAAAAUAUCUUAAAGAUAAUAUUGGUAGAAUACAAGCAUUAUGUCAAAAAUUUACUAAUGAAGGUCAUCCAGACAAAGCUCGUAAUGCACAAGUUAUUCAUCAACAAAUGGUUCAAUUUAUCAAUAAUCCAACUUAUGAAAGUUUAGCAAAUGCAAAACAUAUCCGUGAUAACCUUGAACGAGCUACUAGUCGAUCACAACAAUCGAAUUCAUCAGUACCAAAUGCAACAAUACCAAAUAAUUCAAUACCUACGCAAACAAGUGAUUUAAAUCAAAUUGAAAAAGGACUUAAUGAAUUUAUUUCACGUGAUCAAAGAAAACGACUUUAUUUAAGUAAAUUAUUUAUUGAACCAUUAAAUGAUGUUAUUAAUGGUGUACCACAUAAAAAAAUUCGUCUUGAUAAUGAUAAUAGUUCAAAUAGACCAAGAAUAACAACAGAACAUUUUUCUUCAUUGAAUCAAUCAUCAUUAUUAUCUAAUCUUAAUGAUGAACUUGCUUUAUUACCAGCUAAUAUGUUUUUUAUUGAAUAUUUACCAAUAUCACCGUCAAUAAACAAUAAUGAACUCAAUGAUGAAUAUUUAAAUAAAACUGGUAUUAUUGUUCGAUGUAAAUUAUUAGAAUUAUCAAAUCCUCUUAUACCAUCAUUAAGACUACGCAUUUCAACACGUUAUCCUCAAGAACAACCAGAAAUUUUAUCAUUAACAAAAUCAAUGGCACCAAAACUUGAAUUUACAGAUGGUCAUCCAUUUCUUGAACAAAUCUCAACAUUAUUUGUUUCUUAUCUAUUUAAACUACCUCCUCAAUAUACCGUGACUGAUAUUCUCAAUAUUUGGCGUCAAUCCGUCCAAGCUGCUAUGUAA
Rotaria sp. Silwood2 is the source of this 2307-nucleotide messenger RNA. The record is from the annotation of a GenBank genome assembly. Lineage: Eukaryota; Metazoa; Rotifera; Eurotatoria; Philodinida; Philodinidae.